GGUGAGAGAUGGUUCCAGUUCGUGACUUCGGCCUGCAUCCCCUGUGUGCAUCCACCUCGUGUCUAGUUUUUCAUUGCUACUGAUGACGUGCAGUACGUGCGAGGGUGUCUGGAGAAAGUGAACUUGUUGUAAAAGAAAAUACCAUAGACCAUUCAAAACAUGAGAUAAAAAUUCUGUGUUUGGGUAUUUCAGGGAGUCAGGAGUCAUUCUCCCCCGAGAAUGCAGAAGUUAAAGUUGGAUAUUACGUUUUGUGAUACGACGAAUCGAGAAAAUAGUGGAAUGACAGUGGGCCGAUUAUUGCCUUACCAAUUCCACUUGGAGGGAAGGGAAAAAUCGAUUCACCUGUAGCUUGGAAACAUUGGAAUUCGAUACGUCGGAGUGAAAAGUGGAAAGGGAGAUAUCAUAGGGGUGGUGUGGAGACGUAUGAAAAGUCAACGGUGGAGACAUCGAAUGGGGGUGAAAAAAAGGGGUGGAGGAUGAUUCGACGUUCAAGGGCAAUUGUUUCGCACAGUCGACAAACUCUGAGGAUAUGCACUCUUUAGAAUUCCAAGGGUACAUCGGACGCUGAGUGACUGAGACACACAAAGGAGAGGGCGACGACUAGAGAGAAGAAUAGAGGGUAACCGAUUGUCAGUGGGUGUAUCAGAAGGGUGAGACGGAGAUAAGAAAUAAGAUGGGUGAGAGCUCACCCGAUCUCAGCCUACGGCUACGCCGUGGAAGCUCAGACUCCAGGGACUCUUUUUAUAUGGAUUUUGCACAGGGCAUUGAUUCAGACAUUGAGGAAGUGGCACGACCCGCCGACAACUCAGACCCACUUGCUGAGAAUAAUCUCGAGGACAAUGAAGUUGACAUGGAUGAGAAUUUUCCACCAUUGGACGAUGUCUGUGGUACAAUACCAGAAGAGGCAUCCGAGGAGUUACGUGAAGAGGAGGAGGCGGAGGCGGCUGCACUAGAGGCAGCCAGAGACAGUCCAGACUCGCCGGUAAUUGCCGCCAUUACGAAGAGGGCGCAAAAACCAAACGAUUGGCCGGGUCUUCCAGGCGCUCUUCCAUCCCCCGCAUCCCCCACAGCAGUAAUAGUAUCCCCGGAGACACUCUCCCGCCACAGCAGCAGUUCUCCAUCCCGAAAUAAUCGUCCAGUUGGUCAAUUUGCCCUGGCAAUUCCCUGCCCAGCGCGACCGAUACCGGCGGUAUGUUACCCCACGGCAACGUUCAUCGAUGUCGUCGAGGAGCCAGUGGGUCGGGACUUGGGAGCGUAUGCAUUAGCCACGACACUGAGUGCCCUUUAUGGAAAGCUUCUCGUAGUAAUGGGAAUAGCGUUUCCUAUGGCGGAGGUCAUAUCUUCCUACAUUCCUCCUUCGUUCUACGAAGCCUUCUACCUGUACCUCUACUUCGGCAGUAUGUUUUUCCUCUUCAUCAUCUGGGCAAUGAUGCUCAAGGACGGUAAACCCAAACACAAGAGUGACCACAAGGACAUCAGUGAUUUGGACUCCAGUGGAUCAUCAAGCGCUGCUGGGGGCGACAGUGAUUCACCUGGAAAUGGUAAUUCCUACUCAGAAGGCCUUUACCACCAUCACUAUGGCAGCUUCUACCUUCGUGUCGGUGCUGUUGCCUUCGGCAUUGGUUCAAUGAUCUACUCUGGUCUGGAAUUUGGCCAGUACUUCGAGCUCGAGCAGAACACAAAGUGCCACAACAUCAUGGUUGCUCUAACACCAGCAACACGAAUGGCGUUUAUCUUCAUCCAGAUGUACUUCAUCUUCUUGAACAAUGAGCAAAUGAAGGUGUCUACGCAUCGUGUUGUUGCACGCUUUGGACUCAUGCACAUGAUUGGUACUAAUUUGUCGGUUUGGCUUAAUGUGCUGGUACAGGAGACUAAACAUGAAAUUCUCACAUUUUAUAAUCCUGAGAAUAAUUCGUUGAGGAUUUCUCAUCGCUUAGGAGGAAAAAUUCACUUCGCCGAGCACCUCCAUGACCAUCACAUCGAGCCAAACGACCACGUCUCUCACAUUCGUCUCCCCCGUGGUCUGAAAGGCCCCCAUCACAUGUUCGAGUGCAGACGAACCAACAUAAUAGGCUCCCUUGUUCAGGACGCCAGUCCCUUCCUCUUCCCCUGCACCAUCGAGUACAGUCUAAUCUGUGCAGCGAUCCUCUACGUUAUGUGGAAGAACAUAUCAAAGGUUCGACAGCCAGCUCCAACAACACCACCAGGAAAUCGUCAUCACGCUCACGCAUACCGAAGAUCACCCCAUCACUACAGUGUUGAUUGUGCUGGUGCUCACAAGGGCCUCUUCAUUGGAAUUCUCAUCCUGGUAUUGACGAUAAUCUGCUUGAUCCUCUUCUUCGUCCUCAUCUCAAGGCCUGAGCUGGUGAAUUUGGCUGUUACCGGUGUCAAUAUAUGUGAGUUAGCCCUUUAUGGCAUGUCAACUCUGGCCACUCUGAUUGGAAUGCUGAGAAUGAGGAAGCUGAGGUACGAUGGCAACAGAAAUCUAGAGCUGGACAAUAUUCUUCUCGUAGCAGCUCAAACUGGAAUGUUCAUAUACUCAACAUUCACAAUCAUCGGUGGACACUUUACAAUAGAGAAGCACACGAUUCUUGUUCUCAUUACAGCACUAGCUAGUGUUGUACAAACAACAUGUCAAACAAUAUUUAUCCUCGAUUCAUCGAGACGAUCGGUAUCAACGUCCGAGCAAAUUCGCCACAAGCCAGGACGUGAGAUUGUGACAUUUCUUCUUGUUACGAAUUUGGCAAUGUGGGCCAUAAAUACGUUAGAAAAAUCAAGGGCUGAAUCACAUCCCGUUCAGUUGCAUUUUUACGGUCUCUGGGCCUGGACCAUCAUCACUCAUGUUUCAAUGCCACUAGCUAUUUUCUACAGAUUCCACAGCACAGUCUGUCUGUGUGAAGUAUGGAAAAGGGCUUAUAAGGUCAAGCCGACAUAUAUGUGACGCAGGCGAUCGUGUGGGACGAAGAAGAGAAGGUGCAUUGACAGUCACAAACGUCAUAAGAAUGUCCCCAGGCUCGAUGUUAUCACCGAGAAUGAUCCGACUUAUUUUAUGUGAUUUACGAGGUAUUACAAUGAUGUUUUAUAAGUUAUGAGUUUUUCUAUUGUCUCAGGAAGAAAUCAGUUGGUUGUCGUGUAUUUAGGCAUUUGCUGUUUAGGGGUCAUUGAAGUUACAAAAAAUUAUCCAAAUCUAUAAAGCUACUUUGAAUAAUGAAACGAAGUCCAUUCUAGGCGAUAUAAUCUCAGAAUAUCGAAGGGGAAAAAUCAUUCUCAGAUGUCUUGAGACCAAUUGUAGCAAAAAAGAGUUGUAUAUUGGAAAUUUUCCUGGCUUUUCAUACACUCCGAAUUGUUAUCGCGAUGUAGAGAAAAUAAGAAUAGGUGAAUUACCCUCCACCUGAUCAGAGAUAAGAUAAAAAAUCAAUUUGUAAAAUUCAUCAACUCCGGAUGAGUUGAAGCCCGUUUUACCGUUCGAUAUUAGGUAUUUCCGGUUUAAUCUAAAGCGGAUACAAAAUACAUACGCCAAACGACGGUCGUCCGUACAACGCCAUCCCACUUAAGUCCAAUUGAAACGAUACGAAUAUGUAAUAUGUGUAAUAAACGUGCACUAGACGUGACUAUGUAUUUUUUUUUUCGGUUCACCACCGGGCCGUAGUGGUAUAGAUCAUUAAAGCGUCAAUUUAGGUUUCAAGAGGUGAUGUGUGUCUGGUCGAUGAUAAUAUCGCGUGAAGAGGAGCUUUGCAUUCGAUGAUCUGUGCAUUAAAAAAUUCUAGAGACUCUAGGGGGUUCCUGUUUUCAACCCAAGUAGAGGUAAAUUUUUUCGAUAAUUUAGUGGAAGACUAAACAGGGAUUGGUAUUUGUAGCGGUAGAUUAUCUUCAUAUCACGCACAUGGAACAAAUAAAUGGGAUCAAUUUGAUUCGAGACUGAAAUAUCAUGCUCAAUUUAAUCUUGGGGUGGAUGAUAAAGUGUAUGAUGAUGAACAAGCAUUUUUCAUUGAAAAUUUUGCACUGAUAAAUCAAGUAUUCACGAAUGAGGGAAAUUAUACUGUCACGAUUGAAUGGCUUUUGUAAAUCAUUUCACGUUGAGAUACAUUGGAGUCGAUUUCUAAAAAAAACAUUACCACAGAAAUUUCACGAAUUUUAUUUUUCA
Messenger RNA from Diachasmimorpha longicaudata, 4144 nucleotides. RefSeq names its product proton channel OtopLc-like. Gene Ontology annotation, biological process: proton transmembrane transport. The transcript has 8 exons. NCBI's taxonomy places the organism in Eukaryota, Metazoa, Arthropoda, Insecta, Hymenoptera, Braconidae. Gene Ontology annotation, cellular component: membrane. The record is from RefSeq and is a predicted model, not a curated record. The coding region runs from base 674 to 2941 and encodes 755 amino acids. Gene Ontology annotation, molecular function: proton channel activity.